Messenger RNA from Alternaria alternata, 4696 nucleotides. Its product is annotated as TIP120-domain-containing protein. Gene Ontology annotation, biological process: SCF complex assembly; protein ubiquitination. Gene Ontology annotation, cellular component: nucleus. NCBI's taxonomy places the organism in Eukaryota, Fungi, Ascomycota, Dothideomycetes, Pleosporales, Pleosporaceae. The transcript is spliced from 2 exons. Bases 253 to 4275 code for a protein of 1340 amino acids. The record is from RefSeq and is a predicted model, not a curated record.
CAAAACCUUCCAUCGCGCUCUUUCUCUUCCAAACCGGCCCACGGGUACCUCGCCUCGCACAAUAAACCAAAGCUCUCUCACCAGCUUUUCUUUUUGUCUCUCACUCGCCGACCUCUCCACUGCGACUUUGGAGCUGCCCUGCAACCUCAACCCCACCAUAGCUGCCCCGCCACACUGCACGCGCCCUAGACUGUGGGCUCACCUUUGUGAUACCAGACCUGCGAAGGGCUGCAAGCCUUCUAAACACCAGCCAUGGCGCCCUCUUCGGUCCCGCCCAACCCGACCGCCCAUAACGUAGCCCAGCUGCUUCCCCGAUUCGCCGACGAUGACCCCGAUUUCCGCUUCAUGGCCUUGAGCGACCUACACGACAUCCUCCAAGUAGCGCAUCCUGGCCUGCUCCUCCACGAUGAUGUUGUCUCGGCAAAGACGGUCGAGGGACUGCUCACAACACUGGUCGACACCAAUGGCGAGGUUCAGAACCAAGCCCUCAAGUGUCUGGGGCCCUUUGUCAACAGGAUCAAUGACAAGACGCUGCCUGUCAUGAUCGACAAGCUCUCUACUCUCCCCACAGGCAACACAGUCGACCAGUCCAUACCCGCCAUGGCCCUGCGAGAAGUCGUCAUAUCACUCCCCCGUCCCACCGCCGGCGCUGCGCGCAGCAAGUCGGUACUAGAUGCAUACAGCGCCAUCAGCAGGGUCCUGAUUCCGCGUCUGAUCGGAUACAAUGUCAUACCACCAGCCCAGCAGGGCUUGACUCAGCCGCCCAAGGGCAUGUUGCAGGACGAUCUGGAAAAGGGCUCAGACAGCAACGCCCUCGAUGUUCUCAUCGAAGUCGGUCGGUGCUUUGGUUCCAUGUUGCAGGAUGUGGAAAUCCAAGCACUGCAGCAGAUUACUUUUGCAAUCCUCGAGAACGACCGAGCAAGUUCCAUGAUGAAGAAGAAGUCCGUCACAGCCGUCUCGGUAUUGGCUGGCUACUUUUCAGACCAGCUACUGAGCAAUUUCCUUUCAAAGGUCAUCGAACUUCUACGUGAUCCCCAUAUCACUCGCAGCAAGCGGAAACUGUACAUCACCAUUCUAGGAUCCAUGGCCCGUUCCAUUCCACGCAAGUUCGGUCCCUACCUGAAGACACUGGCGCCUUUUGUCCUCAGCGCAUUGAGCACACAAGAGCAAGACGAAGAGAUGGACGUCUCGGACGACGAAGGUGAACGUGACCCCGAAAUCGACGAGGUGCUGGAAGCCGCCCUUAUCGCUUUAGAUGGCUUCCUUGCCUCUUGCUCGCAGGACAUGCGCAUGUACACCAACGAAGCCAUCGAAGCAGCAACACGCUAUCUCAAAUACGAUCCGAACCUCGCGCAAGACGAUGAUGAAGAUGACGACGACAUGCCGAGUGACGAAGAAGAUGCGCUGGAGGGUGAAGACUUUGAAGAAGAGACAGGCUACGAUGAUGAUGAGGACGCGAGCUGGAAGGUCCGUAGGUGUGCAGCCAAGGUGCUGUACACUCUGAUUUCUACGCGAAGCAAUGGCGAUCUUCUCGAAGACGGAACCCUUUAUGAGCGGGUUGCCCCAGCACUCAUAACGAGAUUCAGAGAGCGGGAGGACAACGUCCGUCUGGAAGUCAUGGCCACGCUAUCCAACCUCAUCAAGAAGUCGGGUGACGGCCCCUCGCCUGUCAAAUUCUCGGAUGAAAUUCAUCAAAGCGGGAUGAUGCUACCACCGCCAAGCAAGAAGCGUCGCCGUGGUGGUAGUGAUGCCAGCAUGUUUGACCUGCAGGCUAGCUCAUCUUUGUCCAUGGGCUAUGCUUCACCAGCACCAGCUAGUACACCUCCAGUCGGUCCCCGGGCCAGCUUAGCCAAGCUCAGCCCGGACAUCGUCAAGGGCAUUGCGCAGCUUCUGAAGCAGUCAUCAUGCCCGCCCACUACUAAACAGGCAUGCAUCUCUCUAAUCAAGGACAUCGUUAUCACCCAGCGUGGUGGUCUGGAUGGUUAUCUGAACCAACUCAUCGGCCCUGUAGUAGAAGCUGCCAAGGUUGCUGGGGGCACCACAAGCAGUGCUUCCGCCACCGCCAAUAGUUUGCGCACUCAAGCAUUGCAGCUGAUAGGAGCCAUUGCCGACACUCAUCCUUCCAAGUCCAUUCAGCCGUAUGUGGCGUCCAUCAUCGACGCGCUUCUUCUUGGGGUCAAGGACAAAUACAGCAAAUUGUCUAUAGAGGCUCUCGCAGCAACAGAACAAGUUAUCAAGGCGCUCACACCUCCCCGAGCAGCCACAUCCGGAACGGAGAACCAGCAGCAUCUGGAGCAACUAUUUGAUGCGCUGUUCAACCGGAUAUCAGCGAAUGACGCCGACGUUGAAGUUCGACGGAGUGCUAUCCACGUUCUGGGACUGUUACUUGGUAGGAGCUCUGGCGAGCAGGGCCUCCUUUCAUCACAGAAGCGAACGUCUGGACUUGAACUUUUAGCGGACCGCCUGAAGAACGAGCUCACACGGCUCGCUUCCGUACGUGCUGUUGAUUCGGUUGCUGCCCAUACCAAGGCGCAAAACGAGUUGUCAGCCGAGUGGGUACAGAAUGUCGCACUGGAACUGGCUGCGCAACUGCGGAAGGCCAGUCGUGUAUUGCGUGGUGCCAGUCUGAGCGCCCUCCGUACUCUCGCACUGAACUCGCUGUCGCGGAGCCAGCUCGAUAGCCAGACCAAAGCGCAGGUGGUGGAGAUGCUGCUACCGCUGCUCAACGCUAGUGACCUUCAUCUCCUAGGCCCGGCUCUUAUCAUCCUGGCUACGUUCGUCAAGGAUGAUGCGCAAACCACAAUGACAUCCAACCUCAACGGGGCUCUUUGCCAAGUUGCUCAAGGCUCAAUAAGCGGUACGCCGUUAGAUGCACUUCUCAAGCUAGUGCGUAUUAUCGGCGAGCAACGCGCUGGACAAGCCUUAAUGCAAGCGCUGCUACAACAGGUUGGUGUAUCUGGGCAUCCAGAGGUUGUCGGCAAGGUCAUCGGUAACCUGCUCGUAUAUGGCGGCGACAGUGUUGGCGUGAAGCUCGAGCAAUUCAUCACCGAGCUUGAGACUGCUCAGGACGACAAGCGAAAGUGUCUUGCUCUUGUUGUGCUUGGAGAGUCUGCGUUGCGCCUAGGCGCUCAAUCUACCGUCGAUCCGAAACUAUUCAUCAAGUACUUUUCUACUAAGUCCGAGAACGUGCCACUUGCGGCUGCUGUCGCGCUUGGCCGAGCAGGUGCUGGAAGCGUCAGCAAGUAUCUUCCCGUUAUCCUGUCAACUAUGGGACAACCCUCUUCUCCGCAGUAUCUCUUCCUACACUCCAUCAAGGAAAUCCUUCAGCACGACGAUACAGAGUCGGAGAUCAUUCCGUAUGCAUCAACACUUUGGCAGAAUCUUGUCGUUGCUUCUCAACUCGAGGACAAUAAAGCUAUCGGUGCAGAAUGUAUUGGCAGACUUACCAUCAUCGAUCCCAAGACUCAUCUUCCUCAACUUCAGGCGUUCUUGAACGACCGCAAAGGAAGCUUACGUGCUAUGGUCAUUUCUGCUCUACGAUACACCUUCACCGACACCGACGAAGCUUAUGACGAAUACCUCAAACCGAUUGUCGUACCUAUGCUGGUACAGAUGCUUAACGAGCCGGAUCUUGAGAACCGUCGUCUAGCUCUUAUGACAUUCAACUCUGCCAUGCACAACAAACCCGACAUCAUUUUACCUGCGCUAGACCAGCUGCUUCCACUGGCUAUGAAGGAGACCGUCAUCAAACCCGAGCUUAUCCGUGAGGUUCAAAUGGGUCCUUUCAAGCUCAAGGUCGACGACGGCCUAGAGAUCCGCAAGAGCGCUUACGAGACUCUCUACGCUCUUCUUGAGAAGGCUUUUGCACGGUUAUCACCCAUCGAGGUCUCAGACUUCUUCGACCGCAUUGUCGCUGGUAUCACUGACGAGCACGACAUCCGAAUCCUAUGCAACCUUAUGCUCACGAAGCUCAUGGUAAUCGCACCAGACCAGGUACGCUCGCGCCUGGAUUCGCUUGCAGAGAAUUUCCGCAUUGUACUUGCCGUCAAGCCCAAGGAGAACGCCGUUAAGCAGGAGAUUGAGAAGAUUCACGAGGGUGCUAAGGGUGUGCUCAAAGUGUCCAUUCAAAUCAACAAGCAGAUGGGUACCGAGGCUGGCGUAGGCCAGGACGACUCACAAUUACGUGUCUGGGCACAGUACUGGGAUCAGAUUCAGAAAGAGCAUGAGAAGGGUCUCAAGGCUGUUGCAGAGGAGCUCAAGGAGCGUGAUCGUUAGUGGUGAACGCCGCAAACGAUCAAGACGCCUGUAUCCUUCAUCUACCUUGACCAACACCACAUUGAAAUUUCCCUUCCUCAUGUCCUUAAUAACAGGAUGGAUUUGCACAGAAAUGUCCGAUUAUGCUCCUGUUCUCGAUUUUCAGACAGGGAAGACACUCCUGUGGGCCUGAUAAAACAUGAAGGAAUGUUCGAAUGCAUGACUCGAGAAGAGGGGAAUGCAUGGAUUAGAAGGAAGUAUUCCAUAAGCGCACAGACGCAAUGAAUCCAAAAACAUGGCAUCAUCGUAGCGAUCCAGAGUAAGCUACAUCAAGCAGUGUGACGUGAUGACAUACAAACAAGCCCGCUAUUCAUCAGUGGUACUAUAUGGACACUAUGCAUUACAGCUACACACCGUCAGAUAUUCUGUAUCAAGUUGGCGU